Molecule: messenger RNA, 2410 nt
Organism: Xenia sp. Carnegie-2017
Lineage: Eukaryota; Metazoa; Cnidaria; Anthozoa; Malacalcyonacea; Xeniidae
Product: stimulated by retinoic acid gene 6 protein-like
Exons: 19
Coding region: 135-1955 (606 amino acids)
Biological process (GO): vitamin A import into cell
Cellular component (GO): plasma membrane
Molecular function (GO): signaling receptor activity; retinol transmembrane transporter activity
Source: RefSeq, a predicted model, not a curated record
CAUGUAUCAAUUUCAUAUUUUUUUCAAUGUGUGAACUAUAAAUCCCGUAUCAACGUGAUCUGCCUUAGUGUUCUUUUUGAAAGUCUCUUUUCGAAUAUAUCCCAAAACUUUACAAGUUUAUAAAGUAUUAAGCAAUGGAUAAUCCUAGCUCAUCAUCCACGAGUGUUCAUUGUCUGGUGGAUGAUAAUUACCGCCACUGGUUUUUGAUUCCUGCUGCUGCAAUAUUGACAAUAUUAGCAUUUUUAAAUCGUCGUAGGAGCUUUAAAACUGAAAUGUUUAAAGGUCGUCCUGGUGUUGUGAUCCCGAUAGAUUUUUUGGACAGAAAUCGUAACACAAUUGUGGCUUUAUUUGGAGCGAUAACUAGCUCUAUUUUGUUGCUUGUUGGGAAAAGUUUUCAUUCUCCUAGGAACGAGUGGUGGUUUAAACGUACACUUUUCUUGUUUCAUCAUAGAAUAUAUACUUAUGACUAUUAUAACUUUUAUUUUCGUCCAUAUUUUUUAGCACUUUUCGUCAUUGUAAUAUGUAUUGAGAUUGCCUUUCUUUUUUAUCCAAUAUUUGGAUGUUUGGCUUCACAUUAUCGUAUUAUUGGAUCAAUGUUAGGCAUUAGUUACAGUCUGUCGUUCUUCUUGGUGCUAAAUAUUGGAAAGUAUCAAAAAUGCAGGAAUAAUUCUCUUGUUUUAAUAUUAAAAGAAACUCCAAUAUUUCUUUGUCAACUCUUUAUCAUUGGCAAAUUUUUAAUCGUGCUGUUUAAAGAGAAAAAGAAUUUUGGUCGACUAUUUUAUAAUGAGUCUAAAAACAAUUCUGUCAAUGUAAAACUUUCAUUAACUUGGCAGAAUAUGUAUGUCCGAAAUAUUUUUCAUCCAAGAUUACCACCUCAGCAUUCCAAAAUUGUAUCCUGUUUAAGAAAGAUCAUUAAUCCUCAUAAAUAUUAUCAAUAUUCAACCCACACUCUUACUGUGUUGAUUGUUUGUUCCAUAUUUUUGUUUGAGAUGACUGUUGUGUUUUUGAUUCUUGCUGUACAUGGCUUAAAUGAAAUGAUGCAUUCGGAUGGUCGACGAAAUUCUUUUCUUGAAGUAUUUCGUAGCGGUGCUCCUGUUGCCCUUAUUGCAGCAGUGAUUUUCUCCUCGUUGUUUUGUGUCAUUUCCCUUCUUCGUUUUAUGAAGAAUCACAAAAAUAACAUGUUACGAAUGUUUAAAGGCGAUAAAUCCUUCAUUCCAAAAGGAAUAAAAUCUUCACAGUUUAUGAUUGGGAAAUCUUUGAGAUAUCAAAGUUUUCAAAUUGGCUAUUUUCUCUGGGGUUAUUUUUCACUUUUGCUGAUGUUCUUUCUUACUUCGGAAUUCUUCUACUGUCUGAAAUUUCCUCCUUUGCGUAAAUAUAUUUUUGAUUGUUUGAAGGAAAUGAGCAUUUUUGUUGUCGUGGCAAUAUCUGCAAUAGUUAUCCUUCUGGUGACUUCAGUGACUGUUUUCCGUAAUCCUGGUCUCACUAAAAAUGUAAUAUCCACGAACAACAGGAACGCAUAUUUAGUAUUUUCAUAUUUUUGGUUCUUCAUUGGUCUUCCUAUGGGAAUAUUGUCAGCAUUGUCACGUGUUUUAAAAGCAAUGGUAAUUGGAGGUUUAAUGCUACCAAGAGUGGAUCAUAGUGUUUUGCCUGAUGGUUUUCAGCGAUUUGAUCCUGGUUAUAUUUCGUACAUCGCCUAUCUUCAUGUUCAAGCUGCAUUUAGAAAUCCUAUUUUACGAGUAUUUUGUCAAACAAUCUUUGACAGAAAAAACGGUAUUCGUCAAUGGAAUUUUUCACCUCAAGCCCGCACCAGGUGGUUCCUUGCCUUAACCUUGACCCGCAAUCCUGAGAUCCUCAGUUAUCGUAAAGAUAAAGAAAAAACUAUAGAUAAUCCAGUUCGUACGAGUUCUUUGGAAAUCAUAUUGCCAAGUUCGGAUAAAACCAACUUAGUUGUGUGAGAUAUAGUUAUAUCCAUGACAACAACGUUUUAGUGGGGAAUGUUAACAAUUGUUUGUUUUGUUUUUUAUAUUUACUUUCAUGGUUUGAUAGUUAAGGAGAUUGAAAAUUGAAGUAAUGAUCAACUCACAAUCCUCAGAUCAUCAGUUAUCGUAAAGAUAAAGAAAAAAUUUCCAAUGAUAUAGGAAGCGUCAGUUCUGGUAUAAAUAAUUCGUUCGGCUUGGAAAAAACCAAUUUAAUUGUUUGAGUUAUGAUUGUUUGUUUCGUUUGUUAUAGUUUUUUUCAUAUUUACAUAGUUGAGAAGAUGAAUGAAACUAGAAAUGCAAUUUUCAAUUUAAAGUUCAAAUAUGACAGGUAUUAGAAUGAAGCGAUAGAGGUAUUUUAUUGCACAGAAAGUCCAUUAAAGUACAAGCAUUUAAAUUAAAAAAAUAGAAAUAAAAACAUUGAAACUGUGAAA